Molecule: messenger RNA, 771 nt
Organism: Brassica napus (rape)
Lineage: Eukaryota; Viridiplantae; Streptophyta; Magnoliopsida; Brassicales; Brassicaceae
Product: keratin, type II cytoskeletal 2 epidermal-like
Exons: 3
Coding region: 1-771 (256 amino acids)
Source: RefSeq, a predicted model, not a curated record
AUGUCGACUCUUUUCUUCGGAGCCGGGGGUGGAGAGCUCAGUGAUUCCUGUUCGAUUUCCCUGCCUCUUUUGUUUGUCGAGACUUUGGAUUUUCGGUUGGAUUUUGGAGUCACUGGUUCUUCUUCUUCCUCUUCGUUUUCCUCAGUGGAGAACCAGAAGCCAUUCCUCAAUGCCACUAGGGCGACGACCUCAUUCGGGUGCGAAAUCUUGCCCUUGAUCUCACGGAACUUGUUUAUGUACGCUCUUAGUGGUUCGAAAAGUGCUUGUUUGAGAUUCCAAAGAUCUGCCUCCGUAACUCUUGUCUCUAUGAAGACUGAGUACUGUUUUAGGAACGUAGGCACCAACUGGGAAAGUGGCUCGGUGAAGAAGAGAAGCUACGGCUCGAUGCAGAGGAGAAGCUCCGGUGGUGGCUCGGUGAAGAAGAGAAGCUCCGGUGGUGGCUCCGUGAAGAAGAGAAGCUCCGGUGGUGGCUCGGUGAUGAAGAGAAGCUACAGUGGUGGCUCGGUAAAGAAGAGAAGCUAUGGUGGUGGCUCGAUGCAGAGGAGUAGCUCCUGUGGUGGCUCAGUGAAGAAGAGAAGCUCCGGUGGUGGCUCUGUGAAGAAGAGAAGCUCCGGUGGUGGCUCGUUGAAGAAGAGAAGCUAUGGUGGUGGCUCGGUGAAGAAGAUAAGCUACGGUGGUGGCUCGAUGCAGAGGAGUAGCUCCGGUGGUGGCUCAGUGAAGAAGAGAAGCUCCGGUGGUGGCUUGGUGACAAUCUACGGCAUGCAGUGGUAG